AACAAACCAACUAAAUCUACGAUUGGACUCGUCUCAACAAUCAAUUGGCUUGUCGGCACUCUGAGUUAUGGCAACCAUGCACCUGGAGUGCGACCUUUUUAUCGCUUGUUGAACUUGCCGCCAUGUCCGCUCUGGAGGUCAAUCAGACGCGUACACUGUUAACAUAUGUGGCUGCUUGUGCCUCGUUCUUUUGGAUCACAAAUGGCUUCGUUAAUCCAAAUCUGAUAGAGUUACCUCGGCUGUCCUUUGUACUGGUCUGUCUGGUUGGAUGUUGUGGCGCUCAUUUGGGCGCCAGCCAGAUUUCACGAUGGGUUCCUGGCUCCAGUGGAAGAUUUGAAUAUACAAACGACUCAGAAAAUGAGGUAUUGACUGCCAAGCAAUCAUCUUCUGGCCUUCCACAGCGACCCCGGAGGUACUUUAUACCGCUAUUGGUAGGGCUUGUUGUCCUGCGCCUCGAGAUUUUCCUUGGCACGGAACAUCAAUGCGCGCUGCCAGGCUUCGAGGCGCUUCUUCCUCUCAUUGUACUUUAUCGCCAGUUACGGCUCCCUCAGCCACAAGCUAUUGAAGAUGACUCAAAUCCAGGUCUAGGCCAAUCACUUCGAUGGAUCUCAAUCGUUGGGUCUAUCUUGACCUCAAUCGGGGCUUGGCUGGUUUCACUGCACACGAGCCAGUCUACGGUGUUUUGUUCGCGUGGUGUUUUGAAACCAUGGACGAUUACGCUGCAAAUCGUUGGUCUAGUUUCCGAGGCUGCCAUAAUCGAGAUACUCUGGCGCGUACUUUCUAGGCAACGAACAACCAAGCAGUUGAUAACCACCGUAGCUGGUGUCUUACUUCAAGCGGCUAUAGGAGCAUCGAUUGCCCUUGUCUUUCAAUAUGGGGUUGAUUCCUUCUGGGCCGGGACGAUGAAUCAACAGUCAGUCAGCUCGUGGAUCACCUAUAGCCUGGAUAUCUUGCUAUUUGGGUGCCUGCUCGCUGUUUUCAUCCUCUCAUCUGCAUCCUUGAUGAAUCAGGUGGGCCCAGCCUUUCUUGUCCACAUCCUUGCAAUCACUUGCGGACUUGUUGCUGUGGUCAUCAACACUGCGGCUAUUGGGACCUGGCAUGGUCUGGCGACGAGCUCCGUCAUCCUGAGCAUGCUGCCCUUGGUCAUCGGAGCAGUCUUAUUCAUUCAUAGUGCGCGGGCUGUAUCGCCACUAGUGUCCGCAUGUCUGGUUCUAAUACUAUUCUGUUUUCUCAUUGGUACAAGUAUUUGGGCCAUUGUCAGGCGUGGUCAUCCAACUCGUACGCAUCCGCUUCAUACUAUGAUAUCAGAUAUGCGGGUCGAAGCCGAUCGUUGGCUUGUCCAUGCAUCUACGAGCGAUUCACUGCAUAUCGCCGUCAAAGAAUACCGACAGAGAUAUGAUGGUCGAGAGCCGCCGAAAGGUUUCGAUUUAUGGUAUGCAUAUGCAGUCGAACACAAAUCGCCCAUCAUCGACUUUUUUGAUCAGAUCCAUCGGGAUCUGCAACCGUUCUGGGGAUUAAGCCCCUCGCAGAUACGCAAAAGUAUUGAGAAGCUUGAGCUUGAGCCAGACAUGGUUGUGAUAAAGGUUACUGAUGGCCAAGUUAGUCACGGUGCUGCUCGGAGCGAGCAUAUGGACGAGAUCAACGGACUGGUGGAAAUGAUGCGGUCGUUUUCAAAACACCUUCCAGACCUCCAAAUUGCCGUCAAUUUGGACAAGAAUCCACGUGUUCUUGCGCCUUGGGGAAAUACGGGUAAGCGAGUAUUGCCCGGGACGAGAGGACGCUUUUCCCGACGAGACAAUCCUCAAGACAACGAAUCGGAUGGAGCAGACGGUGAAGAGUCUUUGCAGCCCAAUGUACCAGCAGGGUCUUCAGGAGAUGCCGCUGUCAGGGCGGAAAAGCCGCCCGCUCCAUACCAAAUGAUUGGUCCGGCUGAAUUCCGAAGGCUCAACAUGCAAGCUUGCCCUAGGAGGUCAACCAUGCGUUCCGCAUCUUAUUGGAAUACUCGAGACAUUUGCGUCUCUUGCUUCAACCAAGAGUCCUCGGGAGCAUUCCUGAAGGAUUGGAUGCUUGCCUCUGAUCUUUGCCAUCAGCCUGAUAUGCUUAAACUGCAUGGCUUCUUCAUGUCGGCUCCACUCACCACACCGCUAACCGAUCUACAGCCGGUAUUCAGCAGAUCAAAGCCAAGCACAUUCAGUGAUAUAUUGAUUCCUUGGCCGCGGAAACCAGGAAACCAAAACAAAGACUUGGAUUCUGGCCUUGAUUUGCAGAACAAACGCGAUCGGCUCUUCUGGCGUGGCACGAUUGAGCAUGGUGCAUUGUCAAAUCAACUUUAUUAUGGAGGGCACCAAGAGAGGCUUGUCCAUCUUGUUAAUAAUGCCUCCAAAUCGGACGAGGUCAUUACCAUCAUGGCCACGGACGGGAAAGACUCCGAUGGAAACAAACCUUUCAAGUACGAGCCAGUAGGCACAUGGGAAAUGAAUCAGGUGCUGCUGCCAGAUGUCAGGAUUGGCGAAUAUAGGUCCUGCAAAACUCCCGAACAAAUUACUACGAGAUCCUGCCGUUCGAUUAUGGAAGAGUUCGGCCCUGCAGUGGAAGCCGAUACACCUAUCUUCAACAAUCGAUACGUCCUCUUGACAGACUCCGACACUACGGGAGUUUCAAACACCGGGCCUGGCAGCGACAUUAUUAUGGACGCGCUCGAUUCGUCCGCCCUCCCCUUCGUGGGCACCAUCUUCCGCGAGUGGUAUUCAGAACGACUGAGGCCGUGGCUACACUUUGUACCUGUCGAUCUUCGGUACACCGCGUUACAUAGCACGCUGGCGUACUUUAUGGGGCUGGAUGGUAGAGGCCUAAUCAAGGGCCGGGAUUCCGGGGUGGAGACACACUUGGAGAAUGCUGUCUGGAUCGCCGACCAGGGAAAGAAGUGGGCGGCGAGGGCUCUGAGGCCGGAAGAUGCGCACAUCUACCUUUUCAGACUGCUUCUCGAAUGGGGCAGGAUCAUCAACGAUGAUAGAGACCGGAUGAACUACAUUCUAGAAAACAAGGCUUAG
Pyricularia grisea is the source of this 3050-nucleotide messenger RNA. RefSeq lists its product as uncharacterized. Bases 123 to 3050 code for a protein of 975 amino acids. Lineage: Eukaryota; Fungi; Ascomycota; Sordariomycetes; Magnaporthales; Pyriculariaceae. The record is from RefSeq and is a predicted model, not a curated record. The transcript is spliced from 5 exons.